Messenger RNA from Folsomia candida, 711 nucleotides. Its product is annotated as heterochromatin protein 1-like. Gene Ontology annotation, molecular function: chromatin binding. Gene Ontology annotation, biological process: negative regulation of transcription by RNA polymerase II; chromatin organization. The coding region runs from base 1 to 711 and encodes 236 amino acids. The record is from RefSeq and is a predicted model, not a curated record. Lineage: Eukaryota; Metazoa; Arthropoda; Collembola; Entomobryomorpha; Isotomidae. Gene Ontology annotation, cellular component: nucleus; pericentric heterochromatin. The transcript is spliced from 3 exons.
AUGGACUCUACCGUUGAAAAAGGAGUAAGCUCAACUGAGGAAGUUGAAGAAGGGGUGGCCUCAACUGGGGAAGGUGACCAAGAGGUCUUUCAGGUGGAGGCGAUCAGGGGACAGCGAAAAGUGAGGGGGAAACUGGAGUAUUUGCUGAAAUGGCAAGGCUAUCCGGAGUCCGAUAACACUUGGGAACCGGCAGGAUCCAUCAUGUGCUGGGAUCUCAUAGAUGAGUUUAAGAAGACAAUUGAGUCGGAAAAGACAAAGUCUGAAGACGCGAAAAACGCACAGAAGAAAAAGAAAAAGAAGGCAGCCAAACCCAAAGAAGUGGAAGAAGCUGAGAUAAAAGAUGACAAAGCAGCUGGAUCAAGUCCUUCCGAAGAAGAAAACCCGGACAAAAACGCUGAGAAGGGGGCAACGGGAAAGGGUAAAAAGAAGAAAGCUCGUUCAACUAUUGUACAUUUGCCUCCACCAAAUCUAGAGGAAUUCGAAAUUUGCGAUACUACCGGCGAAGGCAACGGAUUUGAGCGUGGAUUGCAGAUUGAAAAGAUCACAGGAGCGACCUGCCGUGAGGGCGACGAGAUUUAUUUCCUUGUGAUGUUUCAAGGCGAGAAUUUUGCCGAGCUCAUUUCUAGAGAGGAAUGCAAUAAGUGGGCCCCCGUGAAGGUGAUCGAGUUCUACGAGGGACGACUGCAUUGGUACCAGCCACCAAAGGAGUGA